This is a messenger RNA of Hibiscus syriacus, 689 nucleotides long. RefSeq names its product 60S ribosomal protein L18a-like. Gene Ontology annotation, biological process: translation. Lineage: Eukaryota; Viridiplantae; Streptophyta; Magnoliopsida; Malvales; Malvaceae. The transcript has 4 exons. The record is from RefSeq and is a predicted model, not a curated record. Gene Ontology annotation, cellular component: cytosolic large ribosomal subunit; ribosome. Gene Ontology annotation, molecular function: structural constituent of ribosome. Bases 147 to 683 code for a protein of 178 amino acids.
CCGACCCGUAUUUUUUGAUCUAGGGUUUUGAUCUGUCAAGUUCUACAACUAUAUAAUCUAAAGAAAACCCUAAUUUCGUCUUCGCCUACCUUGAGCAGAAGAGUGAGACAAGGCUGCCAAAUUCAUCAGAUACUUUUUCCUCAGAAAUGGUUACUUUCAGGUUUCACCAGUACCAGGUUGUUGGGAGGGCUCACCCAACGGAGAGCGAUGAACACCCUAAGAUUUACAGGAUGAAGCUUUGGGCCACCAAUGAGGUUCGGGCCAAGUCUAAGUUCUGGUAUUUCUUGAGGAAGCUGAAGAAGGUUAAGAAAAGCAAUGGUCAAGUCCUUGCCAUCAAUGAGAUUUUUGAGAAGAAUCCUACUAAGAUCAAGAAUUACGGUAUUUGGCUUCGCUACCAAAGUCGUACCGGUUAUCACAAUAUGUACAAGGAAUACCGAGAUACUACUUUGAACGGAGCUGUUGAACAGAUGUAUACCGAGAUGGCUUCUCGCCACAGAGUUAGGUUUCCGUGCAUUCAGAUCAUCAAGACGGCAACCAUCCCAGCCAAGCUAUGCAAGAGGGACAACACAAAGCAGUUCCACAACUCAAAAAUCAAGUUCCCCUUGGUGGUGAAGAAGGUGAGGCCACCUACCAGGAAGCUGAAGACAACCUACAAGGCAUCAAGGCCCAACCUGUUUAUGUAAUUUCUC